Messenger RNA from Zea mays, 1023 nucleotides. RefSeq names its product Plant basic secretory protein (BSP) family protein. The transcript has a single exon. The record is from RefSeq and is marked predicted. Lineage: Eukaryota; Viridiplantae; Streptophyta; Magnoliopsida; Poales; Poaceae. The coding region runs from base 6 to 848 and encodes 280 amino acids.
CACCAAUGGACAUGGACGCCGAGGCUCCGCUCCUCCUCCCCAUCGACAUCACCAUCGUGCCGUCGGCGCCCUCCUCCUCCCCUUCGACCCGGAGCAUCGUCCUCCGCAUAGCGGCCGUGCUCGCCGUGGCGUGCGCGUCCCUGCUAGCGCAGCACGAGGCCAGCAAGGGCUUCGCAGUCGCCGUCGCGAACGACGCGGCGCGGGGCAGCGCGGCGGCGCGGCGCUUCGACCUGCACUUGGCGUCCAACGGCCGCGCCGAGCGCGCCCUCCUGCGCGCCAGCCGCGCCGUGGAGCGCGCGCUGUUCCCGGACGCGUCGUUCCCGCGCAGGCAGGUGCGGCGCGUGACCGUCCGGAUGGCCGCGCGCAACCUCACCGCGGGCGCCGGCGCCACGGUGCGCGCCGCGGCCCCGGGGGAGUACGUCGUGUCCCUGAGCCCCGGCCUCGUCGCGUCGUCGUCGGCGUCGGCGAACGACGCCGCCGUGGCCGCCGCGCUGCGCCGCGCGGUCGCGCGCAUGUGGCUCUGGGACGGCCGCGGCGCCGCCCCCGCGCGCGUCACGGAGGCUAUGGUCGACUACCUCGCGGGCGCGGCCGGUGACGACGAGGCGGCGGCGGCGGCCGAGGACGCGCACGGGUGCGGCACGUUCUCGGCGCGGCUUCUGAGGCGCUUAGAGGCGCGGCGCGAGGGCUUCGUGGCGCGGCUGAACCGGGCGAUGAAGGACCGGUGGAGCGACGCCGCCGUGGACGCGGCGCUCGGCGCGCCAGCCCGGCUCGCCUGCCGCCACCACGCGGAGGAAACGACGGCGGCGCUGACCCGCCGCGGGCAGCUGGAAAAUGGUGGCUGGAGGUGAGUGGGUGGUCGCUGUCAGUGCAUGCGAUUGCAACCUCGAUCGGUCGUUUCAUUUCAUAUCAACAACAAUUGCUUUGCUUGUAAAUGGUGGUGGUGGUGGUAUACAAAAUAUGGUAUCAAACGUGAUGUGAGAAGCAGAUUUUUGGACGUGGAUGAAGGUGGUGGUUGGUAAUGAU